Molecule: messenger RNA, 3637 nt
Organism: Callorhinus ursinus (northern fur seal)
Lineage: Eukaryota; Metazoa; Chordata; Mammalia; Carnivora; Otariidae
Gene: NXPE3
Product: neurexophilin and PC-esterase domain family member 3
Source: RefSeq, a predicted model, not a curated record
GGGGCCAGGAAGCAGGGGCCAGGCAGUCUGGCGCAGCGGCUCCAGAUCUGGGCGUCCGAAUGCCAAGCGACCGGAGAGAGCACCGCGGACAGCUGGGCCUGCCGGUGAGUGCGGGACUCCGGCUUGUGCGCAGGCGCCGGGCUGGGUCCCUGCCGCCCGAGCGACCCAUUGCUUGGCGCCUCGCGAGCGCCUCUAGUUUGCGAAGCCCCUUCCUCCGCACGCGCCGACCUCUGAGUCCCCGGCCUGGUGCAGAGGAGCUGCAGACUUGGGGAUCACGGCUGGAGGUUCUGGAGCCAGAAAGGGGAGGCUUCAGCCCUCGGCGGGGGAAGAAUUGCAGCCUUCGGCUGCCGCAGCCUCGGACCUGAGUUGCCCGAGCCAAUGCGGGUCCCGGCAGGGAGGGGGCGGGGCUGACGCAAGCAUCUCCGCGCUCAGUUUUCUGGACUUGCUGCAAGGCGGGCAGGUGCAGCCGCCAAAGACCUCUCCCUAACUCGGUGCGGUGCACCUUGCGACGCCUCCCUCCUCAGCCCCAUUCUCCGGUCUCAUUGCUGCCCCGGGAUCCAGCUGCCACUUGCCUGGCGAUGCUCUCACACUUUGGACUCUUCUGGCAUUACUGAGCUGACGCUUUGGGACAUCAGAUUCAGGUCGUAUGGGGAGAGAAGCGUGUGACUUUGCAAGGUGUGAUGUGGAAACCCUGGCCUGUCACCCAUCUCCGCUUGACCAAAGGCCAGUAGGGUGGUGCAGGAAGAAUGGUAUCAAAAUGAGAAAACAUCAACCCGUGCUUUGAAUGUGGCAAGAAGAGAAUAAGUGUUGUCAUGAUUGCUUGAAUUCAGGACUUUACACUGGAAGGAAAGUUAGAUGUAAGCUCAAUCCCUUAGUUCUAAUAAGCACCUCUUCUUGGGAACUGGAAAUUAAAAAAAAAGGAGUCCUUUGAAGAAAAAUGUGCUGCUUAAAUCAACCCCAGCCUCUCCUCCAUACAAAGAACUCUUAAUGAUACUAGCAGAAAAGAAACAAAUUCAGCUUAAAGCUCAUCUGCAGAUCAGAAGAACGAAGACAUGGAGUUUUGAGGAGUGAAGGUAGCAUGGCGUCGGCCAUGGGUGAUCAAGACACAGCCAGACAAUGUGGAUCAGUUCCUUCAAACUACGGCUUUUCUGCUGUCUGCUUGCAGUGCUGAUGGUGGUGGUGCUGGUCAUCAAUGUGACUCAGGUAGAGUACUUGGACCAUGAGACUGUUUCAGCCACGUUCAUCGAUAGCAGUGGACAGUUUGUUUCCUCCCAGGUGACAGGAGUUAGCCGGAAUCCUUACUGUGGCUAUGAGCACCAGACCCUGUCCAGCCGAGAGCGCACGGAGGAGGACUCCUUGCUGGCCGCCUUGCAGUGGCAGGUGCCUGAUGUGGGUCCCGUCCCCUUUCUGAAGAGCACUGACCCUUCUUCCAGCUACUUCGUUAUCUUGAACUCUGCAGCCUUCUUCAAGGUGGGAAGCCAACUAGAAGUGCUGGUUCAUGUACAGGAUUUUCAAAGAAAGCCCAAGAAAUAUGGUGGAGACUACCUGCAGGCCAGAAUCCACUCCCCAAAGCUGCAGGCAGGGGCUGUGGGCAGAGUGGUAGACUACCAGAAUGGGUUUUACAAGGUCUUUUUUACUUUGCUCUGGCCAGGCAGAGUUAAAGUGUCCAUAUCUCUCGUCCACCCCACCGAAGGGAUCAGAGUUCUUCAGCACCUGCAAGAAGAGAAACCACACAGGGUCUAUUUCAAGAGUCUCUUCCGUUCAGGAAGAAUUUCUGAAACCACGGAGUGUAAUGUGUGUCUUCCUGGCAGUCUGCCCCUGUGUAACUUUACAGAUCUCUACACUGGAGAACCCUGGUUCUGCUUCAAACCAAAGAAGCUCCCUUGCAGUAGCAGAAUUAACCAUUUCAAAGGUGGAUACCUGAAGGGCCUUCUAACUGCUGCAGAGAAUGCUUUCUUCCAGAGUGGUAUCAAUAUCAAAAUGCCAAUCAACUCCAGUGGACCUGAUUGGGUGACUGUGAUUCCCAGGAGAAUAAAAGAAACGAACAAUCUAGAACUAUCUCAAGGCUCAGGAACUUUUCCUUCUGGGUAUUAUUACAAAGACCAGUGGAGGCCCAGAAAGUUUAAGAUGCGCCAGUUUAAUGACCCUGACAAUAUCACAGAAUGCUUGCAAAGAAAAGUGGUGUAUUUAUUUGGUGACUCAACAAUCAGGCAGUGGUUUGAGUACCUUACUACGUUUGUUCCAGAUUUAGUGGAGUUUAACUUGGGUAGUCCCAAGAAUGUGGGUCCUUUCCUUGCGGUGGACCAGAAGCACAACAUCCUGCUCAAAUAUCGCUGCCAUGGUCCACCCAUCCGUUUUACAACUGUCUUUAGCAAUGAGCUCCAUUAUGUGGCAAAUGAGCUGAAUGGCAUCGUGGGCGGGAAGAACACCGUGGUUGCCAUAGCUGUAUGGUCUCAUUUUAGCACCUUCCCCUUGGAAGUGUACAUCCGGCGGCUCAGGAAUAUCCGUCGAGCAGUGGUCCAGCUCCUGGAUCGAAGUCCUAAGACCGUGGUAGUCAUCCGAACAGCCAAUGCCCAAGAGCUGGGGCCUGAAGUGAGCCUUUUCAACAGUGACUGGUACAACUUUCAGCUGGACACCAUCCUUCGGAAGAUGUUCUCAGGGGUUGGAGUGUAUCUCGUUGAUGCCUGGGAGAUGACCCUGGCUCAUUAUUUACCCCACAAGCUACAUCCAGAUGAAGUUAUUGUGAAGAACCAACUGGACAUGUUCUUGUCCUUUGUGUGCCCCUUGGAGACCUAGCCUGCCCUGGAGGGGACUGGAGGAAUCAUAUUACCUGCAGUACAGGAAGUUUAUGGCUGGCCCCAUGGAGAGAUGGCUGCUAUUGACAUGUACACAAUUUCAAAAGAAACUGGACUUUAUAUAAGACUUAUAAGGAGCUUAGAAAAUGCAGGUUGCAUUUAUGUCUACCUACAGCAUUUUUUCCAAUCUUUACAUAGCCAUGGGAGAACCAUUAUUAACAACAUCUAUGCACUGUAUUGCCCUUGUAACCAAAGAUGCUAGUGAGUGUGUUUGAAUUAGCCUCUCCUGAGAGGGGAGAUUACGAUGCUAAAAAACUGUGAAAAAUGUUCUGACCUAAGUGGUUGGUAGUGGAGUGUUUGUAGCUUAUCUGGUAAAGGAGAUUGAGCUUAUCUGUAUGAAUAACACGGUUGGUCCAUCUUCGGUGGGAUGAACUGAUAAGGCUUCUAGUCAGUGGCUCCUGUAAUAUGCUGCGGACUGCUGUGUCUCAGGAGUUUCUUUCAAUGAUCCACCUUUUCUGAAUUGCUUGAAAAGGCCAGUAUCCUUGGUCAGAACUUUCUAGUGAGAAUAUUUACAAUACCCCGCUUUUAUCUAGAAAAGAAGCAAAAGAAAAAUAUGAAAGCAGUACACAAAAUCUGUGUGUUGAAUUGAUACUUGCACUGGGGGAUUGUUACUUAUUUCAGCUAAAUUUUACAUGAUGAAUACUUUAAUCACUUUUGGAACUGGAAGGGGGAAUCUAUAAAUGGAAAUUUAUUUUUGUGUUUUGAAGUUUGAGGGUUUUAAGAACUGAAUUUUGUGUAAAGAAUGCUGUUGUUUAUUAUAAAGUUGUAGAAGUUACUUCCAU